UAGUUUAAUACUGCAAGGCAAAAGCUACGGAUCUAUACGGUUUAAAAAAAUUAUAAAAAAAAACACAGAAAAAAUGUCCGUUGUAGAAUUAUUAAGUUUUGACAAUGUUGUCUUCAAGGCCUACGUUUUCUGGAGUGCAGUGUUGGUCAUUAAAAUGUUAUUGAUGGGACCCUUGACCGGUAUCCAACGUUUCAAGACUAAGACUUUCGCCAACCCUGAAGAUUUACUAUCCAAAAAGGACAAAGUUAAAUUCGAUGAUCCCAAUGUUGAACGUGUACGCAGAGCCCAUCGCAAUGAUAUGGAAAACAUUUUACCCUUCUUUGCCAUUGGUUUCUUGUACGUCUUAACCAAUCCUGCCAGUUUCUUGGCUGUUAACCUCUUCCGUGCCGUUGCUCUUGCACGUAUUGCUCAUACUUUGGUUUAUGCUGUCGUUGUGGUGCCACAACCUGCUCGUGCUAUUUCCUUCUUUGUUGCCUUGGCCGCUACUGCCUAUAUGGCUGUACGUGUGCUCAUCUUUGCUCUCUAAGAGGUUGUAAUCAGCUUUAUGUACUUUAAUGUAAAAAGUAUUUAUAUAUUUUUUUUUUUGUAAUUCGUAGAAGUAAUUUUUUUGUGGAAACAAAAUUUUUUAGAUAAAACCUAUUUUUGUAAUAAAAUCAACCGAAAUUCAGUAAGAAAA
Lucilia cuprina (Australian sheep blowfly) is the source of this 676-nucleotide messenger RNA. RefSeq names its product microsomal glutathione S-transferase 1-like. Gene Ontology annotation, cellular component: membrane. The transcript is spliced from 3 exons. Lineage: Eukaryota; Metazoa; Arthropoda; Insecta; Diptera; Calliphoridae. The record is from RefSeq and is a predicted model, not a curated record. The coding region runs from base 74 to 526 and encodes 150 amino acids.